This is a messenger RNA of Salvelinus fontinalis (brook trout), 3513 nucleotides long. Its product is annotated as ubiquilin-1-like. The transcript is spliced from 11 exons. Gene Ontology annotation, biological process: ubiquitin-dependent protein catabolic process. Gene Ontology annotation, molecular function: polyubiquitin modification-dependent protein binding. The coding region runs from base 258 to 2030 and encodes 590 amino acids. Gene Ontology annotation, cellular component: cytosol. The record is from RefSeq and is a predicted model, not a curated record. Lineage: Eukaryota; Metazoa; Chordata; Actinopteri; Salmoniformes; Salmonidae.
CCAUGAGAUGUUCGAAGAGCAGGUGUCCACAUACUUGUGGUCAUGUAGUGUAUUUAAUCAUGGCUGCAGCUGAAUGAAUGUACGAGUGUUCAGAAACAUCUAACGAAAUUAAUUAGGCUACAAUAUGUUGAAAUAUUAAGAGAUAAAGAAAAUAACGCUAUCCGUGCACUGUUAUCCAUUAUGACGUUUGCAGAUAUUUUUCGAAUCAGCAAGAUUAAGACACCAGGAAAUAAAAUAUCACAUUACGAGAUUCGCUUAUGCAAAGUCUGUUCUUUGCCCGCGUGGUCAGACAUCGGUCUGUCCCCACCGCGAGAACAAAAAAGAUGGCUAAUACUGUGGAUGAGGACGAGCAACAACCAUCUGCUGCUGAAUGUAAGAUCAUCAGAGUUACUGUGAAAACACCAAAGGAAAAAGAGGACAUUGCCAUUCCAGAGAACAUCUCCAUCAAACAGUUUAAGGAGCAGAUAGCCCAGCGGUUCCAGGCACAAACAGAUCAGCUGGUGCUCAUCUUCGCUGGGAAGAUCCUCAAAGAUGCAGAUCUGCUGAGUCACCAAGGCAUCCACAACGGACUGACCGUCCACCUGGUCAUCAAGACCCAGAGCAGGCCUCCGGAGUUGUGUGCCUCUCCUUCCAACAGCACUGCCUCAGAACAGGCCCAACCAGAAGGCCCUACCUCUGUCCCUGGACCCCCUCCUGUAGAACCUACCUCUGUCCCUCGACCCUCUCCUGUUUCUUCAGCCACCUCUACCCUCAGCCUUGGUCUAGGCAGUCCAGGGACAGCUGCUGCGGGUCCUGGUCUCGCUGAGCUGCAGAGGCAGCUGAUGUCCAACCCUGAGCUGCUGGCCCAUAUUAUGGACAGUCCCUUGGUCCAGGGCAUGCUGUCCAACCCAGACAUGAUGAGACAGCUCAUCAUGGCCAACCCCCAGAUGCAGCAGCUGCUGCAGCACAACCCCAACAUCACCCACCUGUUCAACAACCCUGACGUCAUGAGACAGACCCUAGAGAUAGCACGGAACCCGACCAUGAUGCAGGAGAUGUUGCGCAACCAGGACAGGGCACUAAGCAACAAUGCCCUCCGCAGGAUGUACACUGAUGCUCAGGGACCCGUGCUGAAUGCUGCUGCUCAGGAACAGAUUGCAGGAAACCCUUUUGCUUCUCUGAUGACCUCAUCAUCAGGGGAAACCCAGUCACCCCAGGUGGAAAAUGGAGACCCCCUCACCAACCCCUGGGUUCCCCCUGCUUCCACAGACACCCCUACAGGCACCGCCACACCCACCACUACCCCCACCCAGUCCAGCAAUGGCCCUCAGACCACCCUGCACAACCUAGGUCCCGCCAUGGGAGGUAGAACAUCUAACAGUGCAGGUAUGUUCAAUAGUCCGGGCAUGCAGAGUCUUCUGCAGCAGAUCACGGAGAACCCCACGCUGAUGCACAACAUGCUGUCAGCCCCCUACAUGAGGAGUCUACUCAACAGCCUGAGCCAGAACCCUGACCUAGCAGCACAGAUGAUGCUGAACAACCCACUGUUUUCUGGGAACCCACAACUGCAGCAGCAAAUGAGACAACAACUCCCAAUGUUCCUCCAACAGAUGCAGAACCCUGAGAUGCUGUCGGCCAUGUCCAACCCCAGGGCCAUGCAGGCACUGCUGCAGAUCCAACAGGGACUGCAGACCCUUGCCACCGAGGCACCUGGAUUCAUACCAGGGGUUGGAUUGGGAGGCGCCGGCUCAGAUCUUAACCCUGCCCCUGGAUUGUCAUCAGACCCCGCCCCUAGUGACCUCAGCUGUGGGUCCCAGGUAGUCACGGAAACGGGUCAGCGGCAACAACAACAGUUUGUGCGUCAGAUGCUAGACGCUCUCGCUAGCACCAAUCAGCAGGCUCAGACUGAAGAGCUGCCUUUCCAGCAGCAGGUGGAGCAGCUGACGACCAUGGGCUUCCUCAACCCAGAGGCCAACCUGCAGGCCCUCAUCGCUACCGGGGGAGACGUCAACGCUGCCGUAGAACGACUGCUGGACUCGCCACCCUUGUAAUACACACACACUUCACAUGUGCACAUACAAUUAACAAAUUCACGUGCGCACUCACUUGUACAAUCAUGCAGUUGUACGAUCAGAUGCUUGCACAUUCUUCACUCACAGAGAACUAGUAAAACAUGCACUCCUGAAUGCCAUUUAUAUUGUAUAUGUAAGCAGCUGAACUGUGAAGUGCAGGCCUGUCUGUGCUGUAUGUUCUGAAUGGCCUUAGUUGGUUCAGGCUCUAAUCUGGAUCAUGCUGGCUUCUGCCAUAUUCCUUUAUGCACUAAGAGUCCCAUCCUAAGAGAUUCCCAUCCUAAGAGAGUCCCAUCCUAAGAGAGUUCUUCCAAGGCUCUAAGAGUGAAGAUGUAUUUCCCUGCUGCUACCAAGGCCUUAAACCCAAAUCAGGAUGCUAAUAUAACCCAAGGGUUCCCUACUGGUGACUCUUGAGAGCAUGUGUAUAGCAGUCUUAGUUGUGUGUGUAUAUGUGUAAUGUUAACAGACUGCAUUCAUAAUGCACUAAAUGCUAUGUGUUCUUUUUGCCACUUCAUUAUGGUAUAGACUAGGGGAGGCCAGUUUUACCACUUCAUUAUGGUAUAGACUAGGGGAGGCCGGUUUUACCACUUCAUUAUGGUAUAGACUAGGGGAGGCCAGAGGGAGGUGCUCAUUUUGGAAGUGGGCUGCUCAAUUGACUGUUACAUGGAGCCGGCCUUUGCUGACAAGUUUCUUCAAUAGCAGCCCCUCGUCUCACGCUUGCACAGCCUUGGAUAUGAGUGCAAGCUUGUAGCACUGAUAUUGAUGUAGCAGUGAUGUCCAAUCAAGAAUAAGUGCGCCUGUGGCUUUAGAUUUAUUCCCAUUUGAUAAUACAAUGACUCACUAUGUAGCUCUAUUUACCUCUAUGUAGCUCUGUGCAUUUUAUUAACUCUUACAAAAUGUACUUUUGACUUACGUGUUAUUUCAUGGUUAUUAUAGGUUGUUUUAUUGUCUAAUGUUCAAACCCUCAUAGUAUGUUCUUUAUGCUCCUACGGUUAGGCUUAUAUGUGGAGGAUGAAGUGUUUUUUUCUUUCUAAACCCCAUGUUUCAUAUUUUUCAUGUCUUUAAUGUAUUCAUUGUACAAUUUUAAUGUAUUAAUUGUACUGCACCACUGAAACUGACUAGUGUGACAAAAACAAUGUGCUCUGUCCACCACUGGAGGGCACUGUUGACUCAACUCUUCUGCCUCGAGGGAAAAUAUACAAUUCAGGAGCCAUUGAAGUACUUACUGUACAUGCAAAAAACGGGAGCAGGAAUGGAAUCUUAAUAAUAUACCUGAAUGGAUAGAGUAGAAUCUUUAGAGUGCUCAGCAAAGCAAUUACUGAAGUCACUUUCUUAGCACAUUGCUAGUACGGUGAUGAUGCCAACUGCCUUGGAAAAUUGUAGCCUUCAUCUUUUUGGUUUUAGCAUUUAAUUUGUAUUCAUUCUCCUGUGUGCUGGUUAAUAAAGUGAAAUGGAAAAAACAAGA